UAGAUAUAUAUAGAUAUAGAAAAAUCUCGUAUUGCUCCCCCUCUUUGUCGCAUAAUAAUUCCGGUACUUCAUUGUCGAGGUGAAAACCAAUCAAAGCAUGGAGCACAGCUUUUGGCAGCUGGGUGACGAGCUGCGAGGGCAGUCUAAAGUUUCCGAGGAUCAAAAAUGGUUGGUGGCAGCUUCAAGGUUGGCCGAGCAGACGAGGUCAAAGCCCGAGCGGAGGAUCAAUCUAGAUCUCUCAAAGGGUGCUGCUGAAUUCAGGCCCCGGGUCACUUCUGGUUUUCAGGAAGAUAACAAGUUCGAGAGUUUCAAUUUCAACAUGAUGAACUUGGAGCCAAGGUUGAAUCUGAAUGAGAACGUGACGAAAGCUUCCUUCGGCAAUGGCAUCUACAACAUGAAUGCUGUUUAUCAGAAUCCCAACAUCAGCACUAUGGGGAACAUCUCUGGAAGCAAAUAUAACAAUAUCAAUCCCCUGAAAGAGCCUAAUAACAGCCAUAUCAACAACCAUAAUGCCAAGGAUGAUGCCAUGAAUUCCAACGGCGCUGCUGACAAAAGGUUCAAAACACUCCCUGCUGCGGAGACUCUCCCUAGGAAUGAAGUGCUUGGUGGAUACAUCUUUGUAUGCAAUAAUGAUACGAUGCAGGAGGAUCUGAAGCGACAGCUGUUUGGUUUGCCUCCUAGAUAUAGGGAUUCUGUGAGGGCAAUAACACCGGGUUUACCUUUAUUCCUCUACAACUACACCACUCACCAGUUGCAUGGUAUCUUUGAGGCAACAACCUUUGGAGGUUCCAACAUAGAUCCUACUGCUUGGGAAGAUAAAAAGUGCAGAGGUGAAUCAAGGUUCCCUGCUCAGGUGAGAGUUCGAGCCAGGAAACUCUGCAACCCUCUGGACGAAGAUGCUUUCAGGCCCGUCUUGCAUCACUAUGAUGGCCCUAAGUUUCGCCUGGAGCUAUCCAUUGCUGAGACCUUGGACUUGCUUGAUCUCUGUGAACAAGCUGGCGCAUAAAAUAUGGUUGGCAACAUUACUAAGACCGGCAUAAACAAAUUGUAGUGAUGUGUGUUCAUGCCGUGGUGUUUGCUCAGUCGAGUAUUGUUGUGAGUAGAAUCGGCUUUGUAUGUGGCCAAAUAAAUUUAGUGUUUGUUUGUGAAGAUGCACGUAGAUUCAGUAUCACUUGCACUUGUAAUAUUUACAGAGGUCUAUAUGUAAGAAGAAAGGAGGCUGCACUAAUGGCCGCCUAUAUAUAUGUUAUAAAUAUGUUCCUCUGUCGUGCCAAA
Molecule: messenger RNA, 1275 nt
Organism: Salvia hispanica
Lineage: Eukaryota; Viridiplantae; Streptophyta; Magnoliopsida; Lamiales; Lamiaceae
Product: B2 protein
Biological process (GO): response to endoplasmic reticulum stress
Source: RefSeq, a predicted model, not a curated record